Molecule: messenger RNA, 531 nt
Organism: Hirsutella rhossiliensis
Lineage: Eukaryota; Fungi; Ascomycota; Sordariomycetes; Hypocreales; Ophiocordycipitaceae
Product: tim17/Tim22/Tim23/Pmp24 family domain-containing protein
Exons: 3
Coding region: 1-531 (176 amino acids)
Biological process (GO): protein insertion into mitochondrial inner membrane
Cellular component (GO): TIM22 mitochondrial import inner membrane insertion complex
Molecular function (GO): transmembrane protein transporter activity
Source: RefSeq, a predicted model, not a curated record
AUGAACUUCCCGUCAGGUGGUGCGCCGACGGGAGGCGCCGCGCCGCAAGCCGCCGGCGGCUCACAGGACCCGAACGUCAGAGCGGUGCAAGCCGCCAUGGAGUCGUGCUUCGGCAAAUCAGUCAUGUCCGGCGUCAUGGGCUUUGGCAUGGGUGGUCUCUUUGGCAUGUUCAUGGCUUCGAUGUCCUACGACACCCCCUUCGGCAGCCCCAUAACCAACGCCGCCGGCCAAAACAUGUCGGCCCUGCCCCUCCGCCAGCAGCUCAAGCUCGGCUUCAAGGACAUGGGCACGCGCUCCUUCUCCAUGGCCAAGAACUUCGGCAAGGUCGGCGCCCUCUUCUCCGGCAUCGAGUGCGGCAUCGAGGGCCUGCGCGCCACAAACGACCUCGGCAACGGCGUUGCCGCCGGCUGCCUCACCGGCGGCAUCCUUGCCCGCAACGCGGGGCCCCAGGCCAUGGCCGGCGGCUGCGUCGCCUUUGCCGCAUUUAGCGCCGCCAUUGACGCAUGGAUGAGGCAGCCCAAGGACGAGUGA